CUCAGUGGCUCUCACUCACUCUACUGUGUCGAAGAAACCCAAAUCCAAAAAAAAACUCCGUAACAGUUAGUGUGCAUGAGCUAAGAAGGAAGAAACAGAAUGAUUCUGCUUCAAAGUUUUUGUCUUUCUUCUUCUUCAGCUCUGUCGGCAUUGUUAUUGCAGUGAAGCUUUUCCAAUUUUUUUCAUUCCGCUGAUUCCCUUCGGUUCAAGCUUGUCUCUUCUCUCUCUCUUUGCUACUUGCAUUUCGUUUGAUUGGGCUUGUUGUUCCUUCAAAGGUUGUUGAAUUUCAUCAAAAGACCGUAGCUUUGAGGGAUGAGGAUUUUGCUACUACUAUCCAUGUUUUUCAUGUCUGCAAUGGGGCAACUUCCUUCACAGGACAUCAUGGCAUUGCUCGAGUUCAAGAAAGGCAUCAAACACGACCCCACAGGGUUUGUCCUAAACUCCUGGAACGAUGAGUCCAUCGACUUCAACGGCUGUCCUUCUUCCUGGAACGGUAUCGUCUGCAACGGUGGUAAUGUAGCUGCUCUUGUUUUGGACAACUUGGGUCUGUCUGCAGAUGCUGAUCUCAGUUUGUUCUCCAACUUGACAAUGCUUGUCAAACUCUCCAUGGCCAACAACUCCAUCUCUGGUGUCUUACCAAAUGAUCUAGGCGGUUUCAAAAGCCUCCAGUUCCUUGAUUUGUCUGAUAACCUCUUCUCUUCUUCGCUGCCUAGAGAGUUUGGUGGAUCAGUGAGCUUGAAGAAUCUUUCUUUAGCUGGUAACAACUUUUCUGGUGAGGUUCCGGAGUCUAUGGGCGGGUUGGUUUCGCUUCAGUCGUUGGAUAUGAGUCGUAACUCCUUAUCUGGACCGUUGCCAAAGUCAUUGACAAGGCUUAACGAGCUGCUCUACUUGAACCUGUCUUCUAAUGGUUUCACUGGGAAGAUCCCAAGGGGCUUCGAGUUGAUCUCCAGUCUUCAAGUGCUUGACUUGCAUAGUAACUCGUUUGAUGGUAGUCUUGACGGGGAGUUUUUCAUUUUAACAAAUGCGAGCUAUGUGGAUUUAAGUGGGAACAGAUUGGUGACAACGUCAGGGAAGCUGGUACCUGGUGUUUCCGAGAGCAUCAAGCACUUGAACCUCAGCCAUAAUCUGCUCGAAGGUUCAUUGACUAGUGGGUUUCAGUUGUUUCAGAACUUGAAAGUCUUGGAUCUUAGCUACAACGAGUUAUCCGGAGAGCUGCCUGGUUUUAAUUAUGUCUAUGAUCUUCAAGUACUCAAGCUUAGCAACAACAGAUUCUCGGGUUCGCUUCCUAAUAACCUGCUUAAAGGUGACUCCUUGCUUUUAACAACGCUGGAUCUAAGUGGCAACAAUCUCUCAGGGCCAGUAAGUGAUAUCAUGUCAACAACUCUUCACACCCUUGAUCUUUCUUCAAAUUCGCUGACGGGAGAGCUUCCUCUCUUGACUGGAAGCUGCGUCUUACUUGAUCUCUCAAACAACCAGUUUGAAGGAAAUUUGACAAGAUGGUCAAAAUGGGAGAAUGUUGAGUACGUGGAUCUCAGCCAGAACCGUUUCACUGGGUCGUUCCCAGACGUAACUCCUCAGCUUCUGCGAGCAAAUCAUCUUAACCUUUCCUUCAAUAAGCUCACAGGCUCACUUCCAGAACGGCUUCCAACCCUUUAUCCGAAACUCCGUGUUCUUGAUAUAAGUUCUAACAGCUUGGAAGGGCCAAUCCCAAGUGCAUUACUGUCCAUGCCCACUUUGGAGGAAAUCCACCUUCAAAACAAUGGCAUGGUAGGUAACAUAGGACCCCUGCCGCCUUCUUCUGGUUCCAGAAUCCGUCUUCUUGACCUCUCUCACAACCGGUUUGAUGGUGAUCUUCCUGGUGUUUUGGGAACUUUGACCAGUCUCCGAGUGCUGAAUCUCGCAGCAAAUAGCUUGUCUGGAUCUUUGCCAAACUCCAUCAAUGACAUGGUCUCUCUAAGCUCAUUAGACGUGUCACAGAAUCAUUUCACCGGACCACUCCCCAGCAACUUAUCUAGAAGUCUUAUGGCCUUCAAUGUUUCAUACAACGAUCUCUCAGGGACUGUGCCAGAGAAUCUGAGGAACUUCCCACCAUCUUCCUUUCAUCCUGGAAACAGCAAGCUGAUCUUACCUGCUGGUUCAAAUGCAUCAGAAAGUUCCAAGAGGAAGAAGCCAAGGAACUUACUUAUUAAGGUUGUGAUAAUAGUUUCCUGCGCCAUUGCUCUUAUAAUCCUCAUCCUUGUGGCUAUCCUCCUAUUUUGCAUCUGCAAAUCAAGAAGACAGCAAGAGCGUGGUGUCACAGGUAAAGAUAUUAAUAGGCGGACUCAAACAAUCCCCUCAGGGAGUGGAGGUGGUACGGUUAUCUCUGCUGAGGAUCUCGCUGCUUCAAGAAAAGGCUCCUCAUCCGAAAUCCUCAGUCCAGAUGAAAAGCUGCUAGCUGUUGCAACGGGCUUCUCUCCUUCAAAGACAAGUAAUCUGUCAUGGUCACCUGGCUCAGGAGAUUCAUUUCCAGCUGAUCAGCAACUAGCACGGCUUGAUGUUAGGUCACCAGACAGACUUGUGGGAGAGCUGCAGUUUCUGGAUGAUUCGAUCAAACUGACUCCAGAGGAAUUGUCUAGGGCACCAGCUGAAGUUCUGGGAAGAAGUAGCCACGGGACUUCUUACAGAGCAACGCUUGAUAACGGAGUGUUUUUAACAGUGAAAUGGCUAAGAGAAGGCGUUGCAAAGCAGAGAAAAGAGUUUGCUAAAGAAGUGAAGAAAUUUGCAAACAUCAGACAUCCUAAUGUUGUGACUCUCCGAGGAUACUAUUGGGGUCCUACGCAACAUGAGAAGCUUAUUCUUUCUGAUUAUGUAUCUCCUGGAAGCCUUGCCAGCUUCCUCUACGAUCGACCAGGGAGGAAAGGUCCUCCUUUAGCUUGGAUCCAACGUUUGAAAAUUGCAGUUGAUGUGGCACGUGGUCUAAACUACCUCCAUUUCGACAGAGCUGUUCCACAUGGUAACCUCAAGGCAACAAACAUACUCUUAGAUGGAGCAGAGCUAAACGCACGUGUAGCAGAUUACUGCCUCCACCGUCUCAUGACACAAGCAGGCACAGUGGAACAGAUUGUAGACGCAGGCAUCCUCGGUUACCGAGCUCCUGAGCUAACAGCUUCAAGGAAACCCUUACCUUCUUUCAAAUCAGAUGUCUACGCAUUUGGUGUGAUACUUAUUGAGAUCUUGACAGGGAGAUGUGCUGGAGAUGUGAUCACAGGUGAGCAAGAAGGUGUUGAUCUAACGGAUUGGGUUAGGUUACGUGUUGCUGAAGGUCGUGGUGCGGAAUGCUUUGACUCGGUGUUGACACAGGAGAUGGGAAGUGAUCCUGUUACAGAGAAAGGGAUGAAAGAAGUUCUUGGGAUUGCCUUGAGGUGUAUAAGAUCUGUGUCUGAGAGACCUGGUAUUAAAACCAUUUAUGAAGAUCUUUCUUCUAUUUAGGAACAAUGUUUUUUUUUUUACAAUGUUUCGUAGGUUCCAGUGGAGUUGUGUUUAUCUCCUUUGUCAAGUUCAUGCUUUUGUUUAUGGAGAAGCAUGUUCUUUGGUUAAAGGAGGUUGUGUGUUGUUUCAUCACAUUUUCUUUGUAGAACAAUGAAAGCUAGCUAGCUCAUGUCUCAUGAGUGGAAUGCAAUUUCAUUUUAGUUUCUCUAUUCA
Molecule: messenger RNA, 3681 nt
Organism: Raphanus sativus (radish)
Lineage: Eukaryota; Viridiplantae; Streptophyta; Magnoliopsida; Brassicales; Brassicaceae
Product: LRR receptor-like serine/threonine-protein kinase GHR1
Exons: 5
Coding region: 313-3468 (1051 amino acids)
Biological process (GO): protein phosphorylation
Molecular function (GO): ATP binding; protein kinase activity; protein binding
Source: RefSeq, a predicted model, not a curated record